AUGUCGCGCGGCCUCGCUGCUGACCCCUGGCGCUGCAAGGAGUGCGUCACGAGGGACGGCACGCCGUGGAUCAACCGUGGCGACCUCAAGCAGUGCUCCAAAUGCAACCUACAUAAAGGAGUCUGCUACGGUGGUCCCAGAACGCCCAAAGGGAGCUCUGCGACCAUGUCCACGGGCUCACCUAAGGCAUCUAAGGAUAAGUCCGACACCGCCUCCAUGGCUAAGCAGCUUGCCAACAUCCAGGCAAUGGUCAAGAAGCUCACGAAGCAGGUCAAGCGUGACCGCAUCACGAAGAAGAUCAAUGCGCUCCUGAAGGUCUAUGAUGGAUCCUCCGUGGCCUCUGACCUGGUGCAGGUCAAGUCCCUCGCCGAAGAGAAGGAGCGCUUGGGCAAGGAACUCGACGCCGAGCGCCCCCUGGAGGAUCACGUCACCUCCCUCACCACGAGGCCGUGGAACUCCCGUGCCAAGGCCAAGCGCCUUCGCGAGGAGCACGCUCAGAAGCAGCUGGUCAUCGACGAGCUGGUUGCCAAGCAGACGGUGCUCCAGUACUCCCUGGCCGAGGCAGAGGCCGAAGUCGCGCGGCUGGAGGUUGAGGUCCAGCGCUUGGGCGCCGACCGAGCCCCUCCGCCCACAGCUGGCAAGCCCACGCUCCAUGAGCUGCUGCCGAAGUUCACUGUCGACGUCCAGAGGCUCGGCGAGUUGGCCGUGGAGCUUGCCUUGGACCCAAGCCUUCAAACGGAGCUGGACACGGCGGCCAAAGUCUUCGGGAGGCUCCAUGAGCUUCCUCAGGCGAAGCCGCCGCCGGCACAGGUCCCCGCUGUUGCCCCUGCUCCCGCGACCCCUGCUGGAGAAGAACGAGGUGGAGUUGCUCCCACCGCCGUUCUCCCCGCGGGCCAGGUGCAGGUCCUCGCUGAGGAAGCCGCCGGGAACGAAAUGGAUAUCGACAUCGACCUCAUGGAGUCCGCCGAGCUGUGGGAGGCGUCGGAGGCGGCACGAGUCACGCAGCCUGACGAAGCCACCAGCGCGGACAUGCGGGCGCACAAGCGUGUCCUCGACUCCUUCACGCAUGCGGCCACGGCGCACAAGAAGAAGAAAAAGGCUCGAUCCGCCCCUAUCUGA
Molecule: messenger RNA, 1119 nt
Organism: Prorocentrum cordatum
Lineage: Eukaryota; Dinophyceae; Prorocentrales; Prorocentraceae
Source: the annotation of a GenBank genome assembly